GGCCUGUAAUAAGAAAACCAUGGCUCUCAAAAUGCAUUUAUUUGUGUUUUUAUUUGCAUUUAUACUGGUGCUCUUCUUCUCUGCUCUGGGUGAAGGCCGAUAUCUCUCAGAAGACCAACCUUCAAAAGGCUAUGGAUCUGUCAAACUAACUAAGCAGUCGCCUCCACCUCCAGGAAAACGUCCUAGUCGUAAGUCUCCUCCUCCUCCGCCUCCGCCGCCGCCGCCUCCUUUCGUUCCUCCGCCUCCGGAGUACAAAGCAUGCUGCCAAAAUAGUUGCUGUGCAAGGAAUAGCGUUUCCUUCUGCUGUUCAAGGCAAUGAUAGGGGUUGAAAGAGUCCUGUUCCGACUUUGAAAUACAUUACAUUAAACAAACUGCGAUUUCCUUCAAUAAAGUAUGAAUCUUCUGUUUAGAUUAUUCGCCAGUUUGCGAUGCUUCUUAAUCGUUGACUGUUUAAUCAACACUUUGAUUAAAUGUGCGCUGGGAUUUUGUCUAGUUGUGGUGAGCAUCCAUUUUCGAUU
Messenger RNA from Cryptomeria japonica (Japanese cedar), 518 nucleotides. RefSeq lists its product as uncharacterized. NCBI's taxonomy places the organism in Eukaryota, Viridiplantae, Streptophyta, Pinopsida, Cupressales, Cupressaceae. The transcript is spliced from 3 exons. The record is from RefSeq and is a predicted model, not a curated record. Bases 20 to 319 code for a protein of 99 amino acids.